AUGCCUAAGGCGCGCGAUAAGGUGCUGGCGUCAAAGAAUAGGGGUGGGUCAGCUGGUGGCGGCCAUGGAGGAGGUCGUGGUAAGGGUAAGGAGCAGGUCGCCGCCUCUCAUGGCGGAAUCCCGUCCAAGGAACGGCGCCAACUGAAGUGGGUGGCGGGGAAGGAUGAUCGCGAAAAGCUCGCUAAGGCUGCACCUGCAGGGCCUGGUGGCGCGAAGGGGGGAGGGGCUGGCGGUUCUGGGCGGGAUCCGCAUGAGGAUAACGAAGUUGUGGGCGCGUAUGGGCACGAGUAUCGCGGCGACGUGGAAUAUGGCAUGGGAGAAACGGAUGCCACGCGAAAAACAGACAAUGAGAAGGGGACGGAGGGGAUGGAGGGGGACGAGAUACAGGAGGACGAGGCGGAAGGGGAGGAGGGGGGAAAUGCCGAUGAAGAUGCGGAGGAAGGGGAUGAUUGUAGUGGAUCUGAGGAGGACGAGGAAGAGGAUGGCAGUGGUAGUGGAGACAACUCAGAGGAAGAAGUAUAUACCGGGGAAGGGGAGGAGGCGGACGGUGACAAGGCGGCUGACUUUGUGGACUUGGUUGACGAAGGGGGUGAAGAUGAUGAGGGCACCGAAGGACAGCAGCGGCUGACCCAUUACUACCCCGAGCGUUUCGACAAGGAUGUCCUCCAGCAGGCCAUGGUGGAGUUCGUUGUGGCGACCGACCAGGCCUUCAGCGUUGUUGACCACCCCACCUUUCGGGGAAUGAUGAUCGCCUCCAACCCUGCAUGUGCAGAGGAGAAAGUCAUCCCGAGCCGCUCCACUCUAGCCCGCCAGAUCAUUCGGCUGGCAGGUCUGGCCAAGAAGAAGCUCAAGCAGGAGCUCCUUGCAGAGGGGUCAGGGGCUGUCGCACUGACCCAUGACAUAUGGACUGGUGCGAACCAUCGGUCCUACAUGGCUGUCACGGGCCAUUCCAACUCGAAGGACUUUGAACUGCGGCGGGUCACACUAGCGUUCUGCGCACUUCCAGGCGACCACACCGGUAAGAAGAUAGCCGAGGUGGUGGAGGACGUGGCGAAGGACUGGGACCUAGAGGGACGGUGCAUUGCGGUGACGUCGGACAACGCCUCGUCCAGCGUCGCCGCGAUGGAGUUUCUAUGUCGCGGUGGGCCGGGGGACCGCCAGCCACCCUUGUUCUUUUCGGGGAUGCACGUGCGGUGA
Closterium sp. Naga37s-1 is the source of this 1197-nucleotide messenger RNA. The record is from the annotation of a GenBank genome assembly. NCBI's taxonomy places the organism in Eukaryota, Viridiplantae, Streptophyta, Zygnematophyceae, Desmidiales, Closteriaceae.